This is a messenger RNA of Leptopilina heterotoma, 3103 nucleotides long. Its product is annotated as jerky protein homolog-like. The transcript has 4 exons. The coding region runs from base 306 to 1958 and encodes 550 amino acids. Lineage: Eukaryota; Metazoa; Arthropoda; Insecta; Hymenoptera; Figitidae. The record is from RefSeq and is a predicted model, not a curated record. Gene Ontology annotation, molecular function: DNA binding. Gene Ontology annotation, cellular component: nucleus.
UUUGAAAAUCUGAUGUCAAAUUUAAAAUUGCGCGCGGAUAAUUUCGCUAGUAUAGUCAGUCCCCGCUACCUGCACAACUCGCAACCUGCACAUCCCCGAAACCUGACGCUCUGACGACAUAGACCAAACUCGCUAUGUGACCAUACACUCACUUUCACUUUUACCGCGUGCUCAGUGCCGAAAAGUGUCUCAGUACAUAAGUUUCUCUUGAUGACUAAAAAUUUUUGUUGUGCCACAAAUUAAUUUAAAAAAUUGAAUUUUUUGUUGAAACUGGAAUAUUUAUUAUUAAGCAGCAUUGGUUUAAAAUGGGAGAAAAGCAAGCGACAUUGACAUUCCUCACUUUUGGUCAGCGUCAAGAAAUUAUAGAACUUUUCAAGUAUAAUGAAGCUUCUGAUGUUAAAAUUGGCAUUCCUGAACUGGCUAAAAGAUAUAAUGUUUCUGUUUCAACAAUACGACGCCUGAGAAGUAUGAGUAGAAAUAGAGAGGAACCAUUCGUAAAAAUAGAUAAAAGUUCUUAUCUAUAUAAACGUAAGAGAGUAACUACUUCCAAAAAUCCUGUUUUAGAAGAUAUUCUCUAUGAUUGGUUUAAAGCAAAACUAUCUGCAGGCCAACCAGUUUCAUUAGCAAUUUUGAAAGAGAAAGCUCUAAUAAUAAACAAAAAUAUUAAUGGUGACCCUACAUUUAAGGCGAGUAACGGAUGGUUUUAUAGAUUUAAAGAAAGAUUUCAAAUUCACUCGUGUAGCAUUCAAGGAGAAAAAUUAUCCAAUGAUUAUGAAUGUUCAGUAGAAUUUGUGGACGAACUGGCAGCAAUAAUUAGAAAAGAAAAUUUGCAGCUGCAUCAAAUUUAUAAUGCAGAUGAAACAGGUAUUUUUUGGAGAAUGCUACCUUCUGUGACUUUUGUCUCCGAUUUUGAAAAAAGUGCUGCAGGUUAUAAAGUUUCAAAAGAUCGUGUAACUGUUAUGGUUUGUGCCAAUGCUGAUGGUAGUCACAAAAUUCCUCUGUAUGUAAUUGGAAAAUCAAAGAACCCACCCUGCUUUAAGGGGAUUAAUAAAUUACCAGUGACAUAUGCUGGCCAAAAAAAUGCUUGGAUGUCUCGCAAAUUGUACACAGAAUGGAUUAAGAUGGUGUUUUUGCCUUCUGUUCGAGAGUUUCAAGCAACUAAAGGAAAUGGCAACCAAAAAGUGUUGCUUUUAGUAGAUAAUGCACGUUGUCAUUUAUCUAAAGAAGAAACAGAGUUAAUUGAUGAUAUGAUUAUUGUACAAAAUCUUCCUGCUAAUGUGACGGCCCUAAUCCAACCAAUGGAUCAGGGAGUAAUAGAAAAAAUGAAGCAUCUGUAUAGAAAAAGUCUUUUAAGGGAUAUGCUUCUUGAAGAAAAUACAGAAAGUCUCAUAGAAUUUCUUAAACAAAGGAAUAUGCUUAGCUGUUGCGUUCAAAUAUCGAGUGCCUGGUCAGAUGUAACACCCAUAAACAUUUGUCGCGCAUGGAGAAAGAUAAUACCUAGCUGCGAUAUUGAGAUUGCUAAUUGCAAAGAAAUAAGUGAAGACGAUAUUAUGCAACUUUUGUAUAGAAUACCAGGAUUUGAAAAUAUCACACGAGAGGAAGUGCAAACAUGGUCACAAGUGGAUAGAUUUGAACCUGGUUGGAAUGUUGAAAAUCUGCAUCAAAUUAUUCAAAGGUUCCUUGGUCACGAAAUCAGUGAAGAAAAUCAACAAGCAAAAAGUACAGAAACUGAUGGAGAAGAUGAUGAAAUUAUCGAUGAAAGAGGUUAUGUAGAAAAUGUAGUGACAGACGCUACAACAGCCUACAAUGGGUUCAAGCUUUUUAAAAAGUGGUUUGAACAAAAGCGGGAAUGCAAAUCAGAACAUAUGAUUCAACUACAAAAAUUUGACGAAAUUUCAAAAGAUGUGUUAUCAACUUUAAAAAAUUUACCUAUUUCAAAUGAUAGUAAUAACAAGUGACUGAAUAUGACUAUGUAUUGUGAAAAGUUAUCAACAAUUGUAUAUGUAACAUUUUUAUAAAUGAAUUGUAUAAAAAAAAGGUGAAAACUUGUAUUCAAAACGUCAAGAUAACUUAUUACACAACUAAAUUUAAAACCUUAUAAUAUGGUUAUCCGUCUUAUCAAUUACUCAUUUGAUACAUAUAUUUUACAUAAGGUAUAUUAAAAUUAAUAAAUAAUGAUAGAGUUAAAAUUUAUAAAACUAUAAGAAGAGGGAUAAAUUUCAUGUAAAUAUCUUAAAUUUCCUAAGAUGAAGAGGUUCUAUAUUUUUCAAAAGUGUGGUUAUUUGAUAGAACAAGUAAAUGAAAACGACGAAUUUGCAAUUUAUAUUCUUCGAAAAAUUUAGAGCAAGAGAUAUUAUUUUUAUAGAUUUUGAAGAAAAUACUUAAUAUAUGUGAAUGAUUUUGGUCUAGAAUUAAAGAAUUAAAUUUGUACUUUUUAUUGUGCAACUAUCAAAACUUAAAAAAAAUUUUCUUCAAUUUGAAUACGCUUGAAUUCCAGAUUUGAAAAUCGCAAUUUUCACAAAAAAUCUCUGACUUUAAAGAAUUAUAUUUUUAAUAUUUACACUAUUAAAUUGGUUAUAUCUUAGCCUAUUUGACUCUAAAUUUAUUGAACUUUAAAAUGAUCCUACUUUGAUAGCUCUUACAUCUAUUUUUACAGAAAUAUUUGAAUUUUAAGUGAAGCGAGCACUUAACAGUAAUCAGUACAAAUGUACUGAAACUUUUUGACCCCAGUGUAUUUAAAAAUAUUGUUUGCUUGUAUAUGAUUUGUUUCAUUUAAAAAAAUUAUAUUUGAAAUAAACAUAAAAUACGUUUAAGUACAUAACAGUUUUGUACCAAACAAAAUUUAUGUUUAAAUGAAUUAUAUUUUAUCAACUAAAAAAUAUGUUUGAAUUAAACUUAAAUAUGUUUGACUGUAUAACAAAGAUAUUGAAUUAAACAUAUUAUGUUGCAAAUUAGAAGUAUCGUUUUCUCAGUGCGGGCGCCUACAAUUGUAUGCGAUACAAGGGUGUAUACAUCCCUGAAAGUGGUGGGAGAGCGGCUGAAUGGAGGGUCAGGUAGCGAGUUCGGGGAAAAGGAAAAAUUCUGCAAUACGUGCAGGUUGCGG